GAAGAGAAGAGUGAAAUACUUGAAUAAUUUCAUCAAACUCGUCAGAACAUGACUGCAUGAUACAGAAGUCGUCAUUUGUAACCCUCACAGUAGGUGUACUAUGCGUUGGUGCAACUUCUAAAGCAUCUACAAUCAGCAACCAUGGGCAGGCUAGAAUCUUUGACUGCUUGGGCAUUGGGCCGAACACCAUAUGAAGACCAAGUAAUCUGGCCAACUCCACCAGAUGUUCCGGAGAAUGCUGGCUAUACACAGAUAUAUGAUGAACAUGGACAUCCAAGAAAUCCAGAAACUAAACGGAGAGAGCGAGAAAACAUUCGUGCAGCUAAUGAAGUGAUGCAAGUCACAGGUAUUGUUGAAGAUUUGACUGCUGUGAGGGAAGCUGCAAUAUUACACAACACGAAGAAAAUUGAAGAGACAAUCAAAGGUCUAAGGAUAUUGGAAGCUGGCCGUGCUACACUACAUGCUGGUGUCUGGGGUGCUAUUGGGUUCAGGCGAAGAGUUCUGCUCUACAGGUCAUAUUCUGAUAUUGGAAUCCUAGCGUUGAUUCAGCACGAGAGAACCAGGAGAUCUGUCACAAAUCUAUUCUUUUCCGGGCUUCCCACUGUUAUAGCAUAUCAUGUAUCAGACUGGGUAGGCUGCUUCUUGGAAGUUCUUCUGGAUCAGAUGUUUGGUGAAGAUGAGCGAAGACUUACCUCUCGAGAAGUAUGGACCAAGUACAUUGCCGGGGAAUUUCUCAAUUUAGGCUUUCGUUAUAUCACAUUACACUUACGAAUGUUUGCUAUGUUGCAUCAGUUUGGAUUGGUCGAGUAUAACCAAUUCUUACCUCCAUUGAUGUCAUUGAUUCCAUUCUCGAAAGCAUCACUACUCCAAGCACCACCUCCACCUUCAAAAAACAUCAGUUCAAUUCUUUCAUGGACACUAGCUUUGCUUCGCUCCACAGCCCCAAUUGUAGUAGUUCUAUUUCACGGAAAGUUCAAAUAUAUUGUUUCACGACUAUUGUAUCGACCUAUAUUCAAAUCUCUACCUCGGCCAAAAGGAGACAGUAUGUUUGCUGGAUUUGGAGUCGAAGCACCAAUAUUGGAAUUUGAUACCCCAGACGAUCCCGAAGAAAAUCGCCCAGUUCGAGGCGGAGAGGAAGAUACGUUACGAGCUCUUGAAGGCUUGCCGGCGCUGGAUAGAACAGCACCUCGACCUCGGCGCCACACUAAUGCCUCAGUGAGUGUUGAUCCUGGUGAGGAUGAAGAUCCGCGACCAACACUAAUCAGCUUUGACGUUGAUUCUACAUCCACAGCAGCCGAGCCAACUGUUGGUCAUGGAGCAUGGUCGGCUGAGCUUCGAAGUACAAAUGUUCCAGGAGAACCAAAAGUUGUCAAAUACCGCAAAACCGGACUUACCAUGCUUCCAACUAUACUUGCUGCAGAAGGAUUUAGAGAACUAGCCGCUUCCAUUUUUAUAACGCCACUUGAGGCCAUAAUGUUGCGAUUUGUCGCUAGAGCAUACGGAAAUAAAGUUGGCUUCGGUUUGGACAACUUCUACGAAAUAGGUUUCCAGAUGCCUAGCUUGAAGCAUUUGAUCUCUUCGUGGGCUUUCCAAUUCAUCGCAACAGGAAUUGUGUGGGCUGGAUUCACGUUUGUUAUUGAGUACGUCGCAGAUGUGAAAAAAUCAGAGCAACAAAGACCACUUCCCAUAGGACCAGACUCUGACUGAGAUAAUCUACUUGUUUUUUAUAUCAACAUUGGGAACUUUCAUAUAGCUGUCGUUAUUUGAACUGUGUAAUCGGACCGAGAGCAUCCCCGCGAACAUUUGACUGUCGGUUCCACAACUUAAAAGUUCUGGAGGUUGGGGAAUGGAGACUGGAGUAUUGGGGCAGCUGCAUUGUUUCACUCCUAUGGGCUAGGUUGUCGCAUGGAAGACAAACUUUCGUUCUUGAAGACAGGAUAUCAGGGGUGAUCCAGCAUGUGGAGUUGCGAAAUCAAGAUCUCCUGACUCGAAUACGAUUGACGCCUUGACA
Botrytis cinerea B05.10 is the source of this 2011-nucleotide messenger RNA. RefSeq lists its product as hypothetical. The coding region runs from base 142 to 1707 and encodes 521 amino acids. The record is from RefSeq and is a predicted model, not a curated record. The transcript has 4 exons. NCBI's taxonomy places the organism in Eukaryota, Fungi, Ascomycota, Leotiomycetes, Helotiales, Sclerotiniaceae.